CGCUGUACAGUUCGCUCCUGCAGCACACCACGGCCCCACUACUCUGUACACUCACACACGUCAGACCUUGACCAUUAUAAUAUUAUCAUCUCUACUCUUACACUACCAUACGAGUAUUAUUAUUAUUAUUAUUUUUACUAAAUAGGUAUUGGAUUGAGAAUCGAUCAGUUAUAUUUAAUGAAUUCACGCCGCAGUACGUGAACUCCGCAUUAUCCACAUAGGAUACCACCGUUGGACCCUACUGCAGAGAUGUGGUCAAAAAUGUUGCUGUUAAGUUUAAAUAUUUACAUUAUACUGUCAAUAGUGGAUGGCAGUAAAAUCAUUUUUUUGGAUUCUGUGAUGCAGAAAAAUCCUAUUAAUGAAACCUUAGCUAUGAAUGAAACUGGACCUAUGAAUGAAAUUGUAUCUAUGGGUUCUAUGUUUUUAGAUAAAUUUACUAAUGUAAAUAGACCUAUAAACAUUAAUACAAUUACGAAUGAAACACAAAAUAUGAUUGGAACUAAAACUAUGAAUGAAACUCAACCUAUAAAUGUAACUAAACCUAUAAAUGAAACAAUUCAUCAACAAGUACACAACUCAACUUCAAAUACAGAGAAAUUGACUCUAGGUCUAUUAGAUGCAACAUUGAAUAUUGACAGAUCAAUUGACAGUUUGCAAUCACAUGGUUCUAAUCAUGAUCAUAAUAUAGUUAUAUCACCGAUAUGUAUAGCGGCAGCUAUGUCACUUGUUCUUCUGGGAGCUCAUGGUGAAACCAAAACAGAAGUUGGUAAAUUGUUUGGUUACGAUGAGAUCACAUUAAGUCAUUUAGCUGACAAAAGUAACCAAAAUUUUAAGGAUUUGGGAACAUUAUUAAAUUACUUUCAAACCAACUCUGGUGAAAAAUUGGGCACAGAAGUUAACCUAGCAAAAGCAAUGUUUGUUCAAAAUGGCUAUAAUCUUACAAAAAAUUUUAUAAAAGCAGCUGAAGAUUAUUUAAACUCCCAAUUAGUUACAGUUAAUUUCCAAUCAGAUGGAGAACACACAAAACACAUUAUAAACCAAUGGGUGUCGAAUCAAACACGUGGAAAAAUCAAUGAUAUAUUACCUGAUAUCCCUCCAGCUGAUACCAAGACUAUUAUUGCAAGUGCUUUAUAUUUCACAGGCGAAUGGGAGAACCCAUUUUUUAUCAACUAUACUAGAAUAAAACCAUUUUGUUAUGGAGCAAUUACUGGUGAAAGAAAAUCACCCAAACAAAACAAGGAUUGUAUAUAUGUCCAAAUGAUGGUAGGCAGUAGUGAAGUAUUAUUUCAUAAAAAUGAAGGAUUAGAGUUUAAAGCCAUAGGGCUACCAUACAAAGGCAAUCAAUUUAUAACAUAUUUUGUGCUUCCCGACACAAACGUCAGUUUAAGCAGUUUAACAGCAAAAAUGAAUGGGAAAACAAUCAAAAACAUAACCAAAACUGCAAAGAUCACAGAACUUACAUACUUUGUCCCUAAAAUGACUCUUAAGUCUUUGACUAACCUACGACCAGUUUUGCAGAACUUAGGAAUUAACAAAAUGUUUGACCCUUUAAAGGCUGAUUUAUCAAAUAUGGCUUCAGACCCAGGUUCUUACAUUAGUGAUAUUUUACACCAAGUUGAAAUUGAUGUCAAUGAAAUUGGUACAGUGGCGUCAGCAGCUACUGUAGUAACUAUAACAAGAGGAGGCCAGACUAUUUUUAAUGUAAACAAGCCAUUUAUUUUUUUUAUUCAUCAUGUAGAAAGUGAUACAGUAGUAUUUUGGAGUACUGUAUAUAAACCUAUGCCAUAUUCAAUGACACCACCAAAUUUAAAUUCUUUUAAAAAAACAUAAAUCCCUAUUAGUGUAAUUUAAAUAUUUAAAAAGUUUUUUUUAUUGUAAUCUUGAAUACUUAUACAAAUAUAAUAAUAUAUAUGUUAUGUUACUUCACAAA
Messenger RNA from Metopolophium dirhodum (rose-grain aphid), 1930 nucleotides. RefSeq names its product leukocyte elastase inhibitor-like. The record is from RefSeq and is a predicted model, not a curated record. Gene Ontology annotation, molecular function: serine-type endopeptidase inhibitor activity. The coding region runs from base 250 to 1830 and encodes 526 amino acids. Lineage: Eukaryota; Metazoa; Arthropoda; Insecta; Hemiptera; Aphididae. The transcript has 7 exons.